AUGAGAGACCACCCAGAAGCAAGAAGUGCCGAGUAUGACGUACUCGUCAACUCAAAAACCUAUUUUCUCUACAAUGCAACCCUAGAAGACCCAUUCUCGACCGAGUUCUUCGUUUGGAUCGAUGCGGGCUACGGACAUGGUAACCAGAGUGUCUUCCCCUACAACAAUAAAUGGAAGCCGGUAUUCCCACGCAAUAAGAUCUCCCUGAUCAAGGUUAGUAUAAGUACAGUGGUUGGCAACACAAUUCAGUGA
This is a messenger RNA of Cooperia oncophora, 252 nucleotides long. The record is from the annotation of a GenBank genome assembly. Lineage: Eukaryota; Metazoa; Nematoda; Chromadorea; Rhabditida; Trichostrongylidae.